Molecule: messenger RNA, 1421 nt
Organism: Pygoscelis adeliae (Adelie penguin)
Lineage: Eukaryota; Metazoa; Chordata; Aves; Sphenisciformes; Spheniscidae
Gene: B4GALT4
Product: UDP-Gal:betaGlcNAc beta 1,4- galactosyltransferase, polypeptide 4
Exons: 6
Coding region: 205-1230 (341 amino acids)
Biological process (GO): carbohydrate metabolic process
Molecular function (GO): glycosyltransferase activity
Source: RefSeq, a predicted model, not a curated record
UCGUAUUUUCUGACAUUUGAAGACCAAACAGCACCAUGGCUCCAUGAAUUGUGAAACCACAGGAAGUGUGGCAGCCCUCCCUACCUCCAGCUUUCCUUCCUUAUUGUUACAUUCUUCUCAGGACCUUUGGUUUCAUCCCCACUGGGUGCGGUGGCCUGCCACGGCAUCAGAGCAGAGCAAACAGUUUGCACAUCAGGGAGAGCCAUGGCCUUGAGCUUGUAUGUCUUUCACCUCUUCUAUAAGUUCAAAGUGUUGGUGCUUGUCACUUUGUGUUUGAUGGUGCUAUGGGCCACAUUCAGUUACUUCGUGGACUCCAGACAGGACAGUUACAAAGCUAAGAGCAUGGUGGAGGACAGUCAAAAGGAAGAGAAGAUCGAAUCAAUUGCAAAAGUUCCCACGGUGAAGUUGUUUCACUGCCCAGCUCUGUCUCCGUACCUGCGAGGUGCCAGCAAACUCACCUUCAAAGCAUCUCUCACACUAGAAGAAGUGCAAAAGGAGAACCCUCAGGUAUCCAAGGGCCGGUAUCACCCUGCGGAGUGCUCAGCAUUGCAGCAUGUGGCAAUCCUCAUCCCACACCGCAAUCGAGAGAAGCAUCUGCUGUACCUCCUGGAGCAUCUCCACCCCUUCCUACAGAGGCAGCAGCUGGACUACGGCAUCUAUGUUAUUCACCAGGCUGGCAGCACCAAAUUUAAUCGAGCUAAACUGCUGAAUGUAGGAUACCUAGAGGCCCUAAAAGAAGCGAACUGGGACUGUUUCAUUUUCCAUGACGUGGAUCUGGUGCCAGAAAAUGACUUUAACAUUUACAUGUGUGACAGACAACCAAAGCACCUUGUAGUUGGCAGGAACAAUACUGGAUACAGGUUACGGUACCAGGGAUAUUUUGGAGGUGUAACUGCUCUAACAAGAGAUCAGUUUUCCAAGGUGAAUGGAUUCUCUAACAACUACUGGGGUUGGGGUGGAGAAGAUGACGACCUUCGAAUCAGGGUUGAGAUGCAGAAGAUGAGAGUGGUGAGGCCGUCUCCUGAUGUAGCCAGGUACACAAUGAUCUUCCACAGACGAGACCACGGUAAUGAAGAGAAUGGGGAGAGGAUGAAGCUUCUAGGUCAGGUAUCUAGAACAUGGAAAACAGAUGGGCUGAACUCUUGUUCAUAUAAACUGCUCUCAGUGGAACAUAACCCUUUAUAUGUCAACAUCACGGUGGAUUUCAGCAUGGAGCCGAAGAUCUCAUAAGGGCAAACACCACACAGGUUAUUGGAAACGGCAACAGAUCGUGUUUGUGGUUGCUGUUGCAGCGGAUGACUCUGGCACUCUGCUUGAAGGAGUACUUCAGUAGGAGAGAAGAAAGUUUUUCUUCACAGCAUCUAAUUGGUUGGUUGAGAAUUUCCUUUUGCGAGGACUGGAGAUAGGGACUGACAAAUAGG